Messenger RNA from Acanthocheilonema viteae, 1311 nucleotides. The record is from the annotation of a GenBank genome assembly. Lineage: Eukaryota; Metazoa; Nematoda; Chromadorea; Rhabditida; Onchocercidae.
UUAUGCAUCGAUGCAUCAAAAUUGAUAAGCUGUUCAUAUCAAAUAUGUGAAACCGAUAAACAAAGGGCGCUAAAUGCAUUAGCUGAAUUUAUUUGCGUGCGGCAUGAUAUUUACAAAAAGCAUUCCGCAUGCCUUACAUCUGUUAUUACCUCAUCAGAGGGAUCAAAAUGCUUAGCAUCGUUCCUUCCGAAAGCAUCAGAACAACAGUGCUCAUUCCUGGCAAAUGUUGCUAAUUGCGCCACGCCAUAUAUUUACAGUACUUGUGGAUAUGAAGCAUUAACCUUAUCUUUCGAAGGAAUGAAUAUAUUUGCUAAUCAAUUAAAUAAAUCAUGCAAUAUACAAAUUCCUAUAGCAUCGGUAAAAACAAGUUGUACCGAAUCCGAUAUUGUUGAAUAUUUACAAUGCGAAAAUUUGAUUGAUCAUUUCACCUUUACACCAUUUUCAUUUAUCAGGAAUAGUUCACAAUGGGAUGAAUUUUGUGACGCAAUUAAUGAUUAUGAAAAUUGCUUAUCAAAUAUGUCUUGUCGUGUGGAGCCUAUUUCAUCAGCAAAUAUUGCACUUUUCCGGACAAUAUGUGGAAGCGAAGAAUCGACGACAAAACGUUAUCUGCCAUGCCUUACUCAAUUUAUCAACAGUGAUAGUGGCCAAAAGUGCAAUGAACCAUUUGUCGGCUUGGAUUUACUGGUGAAAGAUGGUUCGCAAAAAAUUUGUUCAACCUUAGGAAAUAUAUUUUCUUGUGCAGCACCGGAAUUAUCAGCACAAUGCACCGAAGAGGCUUUAAAGCAUGUUACAAGCAUGCUUCUCAUAUGGGUACGAAAAUUCGAUCCUAACUGCUCAAUUUCCGGAUACGAUAGAAUUAAAGAUCCAAGAGCGGAAGAAGAUUUCUCAGUUGAUUCCGGUCCAACACAUAUUUCAAUUGAUCAAACUGUAUUACCGCCUAUUACUUCUUCAUCAUCAUCAAAUCCGGAACCUGACGCCAGUUCACUAGCAUCUGACAGCCUUCCGGAAGUAACUGUUAGCAGCGUUCAUUUACCAGAAUUCGAAUUCAUAACUAAGUCACAAUCGGAAUCAAUUUUAACAUCCGAUACUGAAUUUGUGCCUGACUGGAAGGCAGCCAUGUCAUUAACAGAACCACCAGUUCCAGAACCAAAUCUCGAACCAACAAAUACAGAAAAUAACUUAACCGAUUCUGCUCCAUCUUUCCAAUCAUCCGCAAAUUUAUCAUCGAAAUUUGAAUCAGCUAAUGCUAAAAAAUCGAAAAUGCAGGGUAUUGUUCUUUUCGAAAUUUCGGAUUUUUUUUUUGAAAUCUAA